AUGCAUAGUUGUUCUACGAGCAGCCGUUGCAUUGCAGACGAGUCGGAGGUCAUCGUUUCGGGGAAUUUCAGUUCAAUGCUUCUGGGCUGGUUAGGGAUUCUGGUUCGCCGUCAAUCGAGAACAAUGUUUUUGAAUUUUUUAUCGGGCGAAGACAUUUCUGAAGAAUGAUUUCCGCGUCCAAGAAACAUGUUUCGAUGGUGGGCUCUCCCUUUAAGGAAAGAUUGUUCAAAAGCUGCCGAUUAAUGAAAAAAUAAUCUAUAUGUGUUCUAGAAGAUAAAAAUAGCGUAGCUCUGAUGGCAUUUUUGAAGAAAAUGAAAAAUUUCCAACCGAAAUUAGACUGGCCAUGUAAAGAAGAUGAAAGCUCGAUGGGCGAUAUAAACACCUUUAAUUUAUGAUAGUCUUCCAAGCUUCAGAAACCGCCUAUAUGAUAAAAAAUGACCUAACUUGCAAAAAAUUUGUUCAGUUUUUUUCUUUUGAAUUAAGUGAAAAUUUCCUAUGUUUCAGCGCAAAUCUGAGAGGCUAGCGAAUAAAAUCUAUUGGUUACAUGGGAACUCCAGGGGAUUUAAAAAAUCUCAAAAUUGCUCCGGAAAAAUAAAUUCAAACAAAUAUAUACCCUUUUCUCUGGCUAAACUUCAACAGGACCUUCAAGGUUUUUAAGCAGUAAAAAAGUCUGAAGGGGAGAAAAUUUUGCGAAAGGCUGCUUUAUGGGCUCAUCUGACGAAAAAACCAAAUGAAAAAACGGUUCCAUUUUAUAGAAAUUUCAAUACAAAGCGAUUUUCUAACGACUGUUUUGAAUAUGAUCAGCCUGGAUAGUUCUACAACUACUAGUAGAAAUUAUGAAAAAUGACUUCUUUAUACAUUUUUUUCAAAAUUUAAACCAAAUUUUUGUGUUGAAUCAGUGGUCUACUGAGUAAAAAUCUUUUUUUGAAAAAAAUCCUUCAUCAAAUGAUAAAAUCUCAAUAUGUUUCAUCAUUACCGUGGAAAAUCUUAUCAAAUCAACUUGACCAAGAUUUUUCACAAAGUUCGUUUUCGUCUUAACUUUAUCAGUUGAAAAGUGAUCCUAUCAGUGGCUGAAGGGUCACUCGGCCCGUCGUCUGCCGCCAAUCUCUGGAACUUUGCCCGUGUCUGCGCUCUCCUCGGAAUGAACGCUCUCUAGGCGACGGCAACACGUACACAAACGCUCUUUCAUGUUUCCAAAGCACCUUAUGGCCGCAUGGAAGUUUGUUUAUUUUGUUCAAUUUUUCUUGAUGAUCGUUUUUUCAUACUUUUCUUCCAUUUCCAUAAUAUAAUCGGUUUGAAAAUUUGAUAUUUUUUCCUAUUGCGCAAGACAACUGUUCCCACCGCUUUUAGACCCACAAAUCUCUGCCGCUUGACCAUUGAAAAAUCAAAAAAAAAAAAAAACAGAGACGUUUUUCAAGCUCCUAAAUUUUUUGUCGUUUCUGAAAGCACAGAGAGCGUUGGUGAGCGGAUUGUAUUAGGUUUGAUCUGCAGAAAUGAUCUUUCAAAAAAAAAAAGUCCAAACAAACACGUUUUCAAGAAUAUUUGUCAACACGUCCUCACAGAUAUUGUUUUUCUUCUCUUUGGCAUGAUAAAAUUUUAAAUUUUGUCACUUUUUUUCCCAUUGAAUUGCUACUUUUUUCCAAUGAUUUCCAAAAAUUUUCAAAAAGUGAAAUAAUGACCCUUUUUGGCGUCAUUUUUGCGUCAUUUUCAAAAAUCCGCAAUGUUAGUUCAUUUUUAAAGUAUACCCUUUGUUUGUUGAGUUUUAUGAAUGCUAAAACUGAACCGCUAGUUUUUUCGGAAUACUUUUUUAAGUUUUCCAACGAUGAAAUACCAAAAAUUAGAGUUUCUCGCGCUUAAGAAGACCCGAAAAAGCGUUUGGGGAAUAGACUAUAAUCCUCUGAAAUAUUGAAGAUGCCAGGAAGACUAGGAUUCGCCAUCGAUCGUGGCGGCACCUUCACCGAUGUAAUUGCAUUCAAAUCCGACGGCAACGUCAAAGUAUUAAAGGUUGGAUUCCAAAUUUGCAUAAAUUUAUCGUUUUUGCAAAAAAAGGGAAGUUAGUUCCUCAGAAGUUCGUUUUCGCGAAGUAGGUGAAUGAUCACAGGAAAAAAAUGUUUUUGUGCUUCAAAAUAUAUUUUUAGAAAAACUGUUCAAAAACAUUGCUGGUUCGCUUGGUCAUUUAAAAUGUUCGGAAAAGGGUCCCAAGUUGAAGAGCUUUUUGAAGAGUCCGGGAUUUUUUUCUCGAUUAAGGGAAAUUAUAGAAUGUCAUUAAAAAUUUUUUUCGAAAAUUAUGCUCAAAAGGACCUUCUGAUCUGCUUGAAAAUUUAAAAUUUUGAAAAAACCAGUCUGAAGAAAAAAGCAAAAUUCAGUGAUAUUUAAAGUCAACGAUGAGCAGAACAGCCUAUGUUUCUAAAAAGAAAGAAGACAGUUAGAUUUGCUGAACAUUAAAUUCCAUUUCUAGGUCCUCUCGGUGGAUCCGGCAAACUACAAAGAUGCGCCAACAGAAGCCAUCCGUCGGAUUGUCGAAGAGGAAUCUGGCACGAAAAUACCUCAAGACCAGCCUGUUCCUACUGGUAUUCUUCUACCAAACCUAAAACUCUAAACAAGAUUCAUAGACCUUAUCGAUUGGAUUCGGAUGGGAACAACUGUGGCGACAAACGCGCUUCUGGAGCGUCGAGGAGAACGUCUGGCCUUGUUGAUGACCAAGGGGUUCAAGGACCUGCUCUUCAUCGGAAAUCAAGCCAGACCCGACAUCUUCGCCUUCGAUAUCCGACUUCCAGAGGUUCAAAUUCAUCGAGGCGGGGGGCAAAAUAAGUAAUCACUUCUUGUAGAUUCCUGAUUUACUAGAAAAAGGCCUUUUGAACUAGCCGUUCCCAAAACUAAUUUUUUGCUAGUAAAAGAUAGGGUUUGUUACAGUACAAAAGAAAAGUUUGUAAGCUAACUUUCUGAGAACUCUGUGAAGAAACAGCUUUUUGCUCUUUUCGUGUGGAAUUUGAAGAGCUUCACUCAAAACUUUCAUUCUUAAAAUUUUUUAAAUAUGAAAUGAAGUGGAUAAAAAUAAAAAGCUUUUGAGAAGCAGUGAAUGAAAGUAGAUAUAUUGACAGACAAAUAGAUAAUCGAGAUCAAAAAUGAACAAAAAAUGAAGGAAAUCUUCGGUUUUUACGAGAAGAAAGAAAUUUGAAGAAAGAACUUCGAAAUUCAAUCAAAAUUAUCGCCAUUGUCCUCAAGUUCCAGCUAACUCAAUAAAAUUAAAGGUUCUGUACGAAGACGUCAUUGAAGUAGAGGAGCGAGUUCUGACUUCAAGAGAAGACUCGACACUAGAUGUUGGAGGCUCAGUGGAGACUGCAACCAAUGGAAGCAAAGUCUGAACUUCUUCAAGAAAGCAUUUUUAUCGAAGUUCAGAUUAUCGUCGAAACCCAACUCGAUGAGGAAGAACUUCGCAAAAAUCUCGAAGAAGUCAAGAAGAAGGGAAUCAAAAGCAUCGCUAUUCUGUUCCUCCAUUCCUUCAUGUGAGUCUUGUGAAGAAGGUUGAAAAUCCUUUUUUCGUAAAGAUAUCCUGAUCACGAGCAGAAGGCUGGGAAAAUCGCUCGCGAGAUUGGUUUCGAGCACGUUUCUUUGUCCCAUCAAGUUAUGCCGAUGAUCAAGGCGGUACCUCGCGGUUUCACAGGUAAAUUACCUUUGAAAAAAAUUGUUUCAUGUUUCUUUUUCAGUUUGCGCUGACGCCUAUUUGACUCCGAAGAUAGUCGAAUACAUAAAAGGCUUCAAGGCCGGAUUCGGAGAUUUGAGCAAAGUCCGCGUCAACUUUAUGCAGUCUGACGGCGGUCUCUGCGACAUGGAAAGGUCUUUUUUCUUCCGUUUUCUUCGUGUUUUGAAGGAGUUUUCCAGCUUCUUUGGAUCCCGAGCCAUUCUUUCCGGACCGGCCGGUGGCGUCGUCGGCGUCGCCGCCACGGCUUACGACGAAGAAACGAAAAAGCCAGUCAUUGGAUUCGACAUGGGCGGCACUUCGACUGAUGUUGGAUUUUGGAUCUAUGAGUUGAAUAUUUGAGAUAUUCAGGUCUGCCGAUAUUCUGGAAACCUGGAACACGUCAUGGAGACCACGACAGCUGGAGUCAGCAUCCAAGCGCCGCAGGUUGAAAAAAAAAGCGAUACAUAAACAUGAGUUACUUUUGUUUCUAGUUGGACAUCCGCACAGUGGCAGCAGGCGGCGGCUCUCGACUUUUCUUCCGCGACGGUCUUUUCGUGGUAGGACCCGAAAGCGCCAGUGCUCAUCCAGGACCUGUCUGUUACCGCAAGAACGGGUAAUUUAAAAAUAACCUGGGAAACCAAUGAAGUUUUUGAUUCUCAUAGGUACUUAACUGUAACCGACGCAAAUGUUGUGCUCGGCCGUCUUCUCCCAGAACAUUUCCCCAAGAUUUUCGGCCCGAACGCUGAUCAGCCACUUGACAAGUGAAUAUUUCUACGUCUUCAAUCCUAAAUGAAACCUUCAGAGAAGCAUCGGUAAGGGAAAUGUCGAAACUGACUGACGAGAUCAACUCCUAUGUAAAGUCUAACGAAAGCUCCUCGCAAAAAACAUAUACUGUGGAAGAGGUCGGGUCUAACUUGACUUCAAAAAAACAUUUAUCUUUUCAGGUAGCGCUAGGCUUCAUUUCUGUGGCCAAUGAAGAGAUGUGCCGGCCGAUUAGAGCUCUUACUCAGGUUUUUUUUUGAUUAUGCCAAAUUCAACAUAUAAAUUUUCCAGAGUCGAGGAUACGAUCCUUCCGCUCAUGCUUUAGCUUGUUUCGGAGGCGCCGGAGGACAACACGCUUGUGCAGUUGCUCAAGUUUUAGGUCAGAGCGUGCUCGGAAUCUUUAGAAAUUUUGAAGUUGGCGUUCUAGUCGAGCUUCAGAGUUGAAACUAUACAAUUGAAGUAGAGAAAAAAGGGCCUCUGGCGUCUUUCUUACAAAAUAUACCUUUAUAGUAAAUAAAUUUCUUUAAGUUUUGGUUUUCGGUAUCUAUUUAUAAUUUUAUUAGUACAGUGCCGUUUUAUGAAAUUUCCUUGUAGGGAGCUCAAACUUUCUGAAACUUUCUAAGCUGCAUUUUUUUUUUCUGCGAACUGAGACUUUUUACAAAUUACAGUCAUCACUACUCCAUAAAUUUCCCGUAGGAUCGGUACAAGAAAGUUGAGAUUGAAAAAUCGUUCUUUUCGUAUCUUUUCUGACGGAGCUGCGUGUUAGAUGCAAAAGUCGAUUUUUUUUUCGAUGAGUUCUGAAUCUGCGUGUCCGAAAGUACUGCUGUACGCACAUCCACAUAAUUCUGAAGCAACCUUAAUUUGCCCUCCCUGUGUCAAAGAGGAGCUUGAAGCUUCAAGAUAAAAAUGCUUUCAGGAAUAACCGAAGUCAGAAUCCACAAAUACGCCUCGCUCCUUUCCGCCUACGGAAUCGCUCUGGCCGACGUGGUCACAGAAGUUCAACAACCACUCCAACUGGUCUAUGAUAAAAGUAACUUUGUAAAGUUCAAACUAAACUAAAAAAAAAUCGUUUCAGAAAACUACGAGGAGAUCUCCCGACGACUGUCCGAAAUGGAAAAACAAGCAAGAGAAAAGCUUCGAGGCGAAGAUUUCGAAGCCGAGCAAAUCAGCUGCUCCAGCUUCCUCCACAUGAGGUACGACAAGACCGACACGGCCAUCAUGAUUGCUGCAGAUUUCGACUCAAAGGCUAGUAAAUAUUUAUGAUCACAGACCCAUUAAAAAGGUUUAAGGACCCACAAACGCUAUCCAACUACGCCGACGUCUUUCUUGAAACCUACAAGCGGGAGUUCGGCUUUUAUUUGGAGCAUCGCGAAAUAAUUAUCGAUGAUUUGAGGUUCCGAGGAAAUAAAAAACUUUAGAAGAAAAAAUAUUUUAGAGUAAGAGCUGUCGGAAAAGCAAGUCAUCACAAGGAAGAAGAGAUCAAAAGAGCUGAAGAGCCUGAAAACCCACCAAGUCCUGGAUCAACAUUAGUCCAUUUCUCUGUAUGUUCAAAGUAGUUUGCUCGAAACUUUUGAAAAUUCAGGAAGGAGCGCUGGAUUCUAAGAUCUACUUCCUCAAUGAGAUGAAAGCCGGGCACAUUAUUCAAGGACCUGCUCUUUUGAUUGAUAAGAACAGGUCGGUUGAUUCCAAAGUUCCAACCUACUGGGAAAACGUUUAGUGGCCACUAUAGAGGUUCGCCAAGGACUAAUUGGAGGACACUAAAAAGGCCACUAACCCCACCCUUAUAGUGGCCACUAUUUUCCAUUUUAGUGGGCACAAUAGAGGUUCUCUAUUUAGUGGCCACUUCAGUAGUUUUCAACCCAGUACUCCUUUCAUCCACCUAUUGAUCCCUAAAGUGGCCACUAAAAUUUUAAGUGAGCUAGUAGUAGCACUUAGACUAUAGUGGCCACUAAUUUUUAACCCCUUAAAUGGCCCCUAAUAUGACUACUAUAGUGGCCACUCAAACGUCAAAACCCUAUAGUGGCCAUUAAAAAUUUUCCCCGUAUUUUUAGUUUUUUUUAUUAGCCACGAUAGGAAAAAUGUGUGCUGCACUGAGAAUGGCGAGAGUUGUGACGGUUGUAAUUAUCCAUUAAUGAAUUUUUCCAGCGCCUUUGAACCGAUCAUUGAAAAUCUCAAAGUCAAAGGAAUGUCUAUAAAAUGCAAGCUUUGAAGCUUAAACACGGACUGAAACCUGACAGGAUUAUUUUGAGCCAUUCUAAAUGCAACCAAGAUUUUUUGCAUGAAAAUAUUUGUUUCCUAUUUUAGAUUUUAUCUUUUCAGCACCGUCGUUAUCGAGCCUGGAAGCCGUGCUGAAAUUUCGGAUAAUGGAAACAUUUUCCUACAUGUCAGGAGAAAGUCUGAGCAAGACACGAGUGUCAAGGUUAUUUUCCCCUUUGGAAAUGAAUUUCAAGUCAUUUUUAGGUUGAUCCCAUUCGACUCGCCAUUUUCAGCAAUCGAUUCAUGUCGAUCGCAGAGCAAAUGGGUCGAGUUUUGCAAAGAACUGCCAUUUCUACUAAUAUAAAGGUGAUUUAUAAGAAAGAUACAAUAAAACAGAGUUUCCAGGAGCGCCUCGACUUCUCCUGCGCUCUGUUCAGCCCUGACGGCGGAUUGAUCGCCAAUGCUCCCCAUAUUCCGGUUCAUUUAGGUGCGAACUCAUCUCAAAAUGAAAGAGGAACUAACUGGUUUCAGGUGGGAUGCAGUACACGGUCAAGUUCCAAAUCGACCAUCUGGGCCUCGAGGGAAUGCGUGAUGGUGACGUCAUCUUGGCCAAUCAUCCAACCGCUGGCGGCUGUCAUCUUCCCGACUUUACCGUCAUCUCGCCGGUUUGAGCCUAGCUUCUUUCACCUGGAAGUAGUUGAUUUGAGGUAUACUUCAAAGGAAUCAAGGUUCCCGUCUUCUUCUUGGCAAAUCGAGGCCAUCAUGCUGAUAUUGGUGGUCUGGUACCAGGAAGUAUGCCUCCGAACGCGACCGAUAUAUCUCAGGUAGUUUGAAACUUUCUUUCUCAUUUAGAAGUUCUUCCGAAGGCUGAGGAUAGUUAGGACAAUGUGAACAACAGAGAAAAUGUUUUUAUGAUAUCUGGGUUCGGACUUUAGCGGAAAAAUGAAAAUUUUUAAAAUUUUACGAGCUCCUCUUGACGUGGCAGAACAACUAAAAAAUAAAGAAGCAAGGUCUUGAAACCAAUCAGAUCCCUCCUAGAUUCCUUGGUGAAAUGAAGUAAAGAACAAAAAAACUUCCUAGGAAGGAGCCGCUUUCAUCUCGUUCAAAGUGGUCGACGACGGAACGUUCCAAGAGGAGGCGUUGGUGGAAGCCCUCAAGGCGCCUGGAAAAGUCCCGGGCUGCUCGGGAGCCCGAAACAUUAGCGACAACAUCUCAGACAUCAAAGCUCAGAUUGCCGCCAACAGAAAAGUAUGUCUAUCUUUCAUACUAUUCUCUAAAUAAAAGUGACCAGGGCGCUGCUCUCGUGUGUUGUUUAAUCGACGAAUAUUCGCUGGAGGUGGUCCACGCCUACAUGGAUCACAUUCAGGCUACUGCGGAGGAGAGCGUCAGGAACAUGCUCAGGAAGGUUUUCUUCCGUUUCAUCACAUGAGGAAUGAUUUAUUGUUUCUUGAAGGUCGGCAAAGAAAUCAAGGAAGAGACGGGUUGCAGCAGAUUGGAAGCUUCAGAUUUCAUGGACGAUGGGACCGAAAUCCGACUAGCAGUUGAUAUCGACAUCGACAAGGUUCAAAAAAGUUAUAUCGAAGAUAGGAACUAGGAUUUCACAGGGAAGCGCGGUGUUCGACUUUGCCGGCACUGGUUCAGAAGUGCUGACGUCAUCGAACGCGCCGCACGCCGUCACCAUGUCCGCCAUCACCUAUUGCCUCCGUUGCCUCGUCGGAAAAGACAUUCCACUCAACAACGGAUGUCUUGCUCCCAUCGAUGUAAGACUUAUCGCCUUGCUUGACCCAAAGAAGAUUUGCAGAUCCGAAUCCCGCCUGGAACCAUCCUCUCGCCUUCGAAAAACGCUCCUGUCGUUGCUGGAAACGUUUUGACAAGCCAAAGAAUCUGUGACGUCAUCUUCAGAGCUUUCCGCGCCGUUGCCGCUAGUCAAGGUUAUUUUUUGACUAUUGUAAAAUUAUUUUUCUGUCCAUCCAAGGCUCCCCAACAUAUUAUUUAAUAUUGGCAUUUCUCUGAUCAUAGGCCAUAAUUCAGAAAAAGUCUAUUGGAAGGUACUAAGAAAUUUUAAAACCAAUAUCAAGGCAUCUAGUCUGCAGCUCAACCAUAAGUGUUCAUAUAACUUUCAGAAUUUUUCCUUCUGCAUUUUAAUGAAUUAAAAUUCGAAAAUCUUCUCAAAAUGCAUAAAAACCAACGGUUCAGGUUGUAUGAACAACUUCAUCUUCGGCGACGAGAAGAUGGGCUACUACGAGACGAUCGCCGGCGGCGCUGGCGCCGGAAACGGAUUCGACGGCCGUUCUGGAGUCCACACUCACAUGACCAACACCCGGAUCACAGAUCCUGAAAUCCUCGAGAGCCGGUUUCUCAAUUUAUGAAAGUCUUAAUAACGCUGGCCAAGUCGGAAGUCUCAAAAACGCUCAAAAGUUUUCUUUUUGCGCCCGUUUUCGGGACAUCCGACUUAACUUGAGGUUAUAGCCGAUUCACGGCUAACUCGCGACGUCAUCUGUCUGCGCUCUCCAGAAACCUGGCACUAUCUUUUUUCAUCGUGUUAGAACUCUUUUUCGAUGAAUCAAGUCAGCCGUGAAUCAGCUCUGAAGGAAUCCGUGGCGACCUUGCCAGUGAAAUCUCUGUUUCAGCUACCCCGUGAUCCUACGUGCGUGGCGACUUCGGCACGGCACCGGCGGCGCUGGAAAGUGGCGUGGCGGCGACGGCGUCGUCCGCUGUAUUCAAUUCAGAAAGCCGCUCUCCAUGUCGUUGCUGACUGAGAGAAGGUUUCCUCAAGAGUGCUUCAUUCAAAAACUAUGUAUAUUUCAGAGCCUUGGCGCCCUAUGGAAUGGCAGGAGGCGAGGAUGGAAAACGAGGCCAGAAUAUUCUGACGAGGAACGGACGAGUCGUCACUAUUGGCUCUAAAAUCACAACCGACGUGGAGGCCGGAGUGAGUUUCUACUUUUUUUCACAAGUUGAGAGAAACUCUUGUUUUGAACUCAAAGUAAUCAUUAUUCUUCAGAAAAAAAGUUCUUUAAACCAACAAAAUUUAUUUUUUUGGAGCUUUUUGUCAUUGGAAAACCUUGACUUUAAUAAUCCCAUAAAUUCAAUGAAAUAAUUCUUUUGCAAAUUAUUUUGAUCUAUUUCUGCUCAUUUUUAACCGUCACUUUUUUUCGAAAGUCUUCCACUUUUUGUCAGAAUUCCGUUCAUACUCGGAAAAAGAAACCGAAAUUCGGCCUAAUUUGUGUUCCUAUAAACUACUAUAAGUUCUGAGCCAAGACUCAAACAAUGAAAAAAAUGUUUGCAAAAAAUAGGAAUACAUUCGAAAAACUAAUUCAGUUGGAAAAGAAAAAGAUAACGCUUCUGAAAAUAAAGCGGUUUCUUCAGGAAAUACUUCAAAUAAACACACCCGGAGGUGGUGGCUACGGAAAAGCCGACAAAGAAUGA
Messenger RNA from Caenorhabditis auriculariae, 10066 nucleotides. NCBI's taxonomy places the organism in Eukaryota, Metazoa, Nematoda, Chromadorea, Rhabditida, Rhabditidae. The record is from the annotation of a GenBank genome assembly.